GGUUAGCAAAACAACUUUUAGCCUCGACUUAGCCAUGGCUGCUCAUGCUCAAGAGAUGGCAUUCAAGGAGCUCAUUUGCAGCGAUCUAAAGCUUGACCCUUGUCAGUGGGAGGAGAGGUCAUCAUUCCCAGGGCUGCAGAAUGAUCCUCGCUGUCUGGAGAUAGAUUGUUUGGUGCACACUGAUUGGCUCACGUGUGCCAAGACUGGACGUAUCUCCAGUGCACACACUCCUAGUCUCACAGUAGAGGAGAUUCAUUGGUACUUGCAGCCAUCAUGUGACUCAGCCCCGCCCACCCCAUGGCAGCGAGUACACGUGACAUGUCUGAGGAAGGAAGAGAGCUACCAUCAUGCGGUUAGACACCUGGUCCCUCAGACGAGUGAUUUCUCUCGAGACAGUAUCCAUGAGUUCCUCUCUCAAGUGGCCCAGGAGAACUACCUGGUCUCAUGGAGGGAGACACUCGGCCCACUGCAGGAGCACCCCCCCUCACACUCUCACACAACACACCCCUUCACAUCUAACGCACUAAUCCGUCAGAUCAUCAAGCAGCUGUACCACAUAGACCAGGCCACUGCCCAUUCCAAUACCGGGAAUCAGAAUGAGACACAGAAGGUCCAUGCCAACCUCACGCCGAUGCUUGCUUCAAUGGAAUCUAAAACAGCCUUCUACUUCAUCUUUCCCUACACACGCUUCAGCUUACUGGAUGUUGCCUUUCAUAGUCCCGCCAUGUUUGAGGACUCUAUUGCCAAGGCUUUGUUCGUGCUCUACCAGUUCCUGCAACUGCUGAAGGAUGUCCACCAUCAAGGGAUCACUCUCGGGGACCUCUCCCUCGCGUCUGUCAGUAUUGAUGCUAGACUCUGGGUACAGCUGAGACCACACCCACUGCAUAUGAUCGGAGCACCCCCCUUUGACACAGGAAGUGGGAGGAGUCAGGGAGAGCGUACUAGGACUUCUCACUCACCCACACCACAACCAGGUAUUGUGUGUCCAGCGUCUGUUGCUGGCUCCACCCACACCCUCACUGAUGACCACACCCACACAAAUGACCACACCCCCUUCUCAUGGGAACACACGUACACAGUCCCUUCCCUCUCACUAAGUGAGGGCGUCUCCUUAUGGAGGGCAGGAGGCCUAUCCAACUUUGACUAUCUGAUGCUACUCAACCAUCACGUCGGACGUGUCAUAGGAGAUCCUAACAACCAUCCCAUCUUCCCAUGGGUCACUGACUUCACCUCUCAAGACACUGGAUAUCGUGACCUCUCACGCUCCAAGCACUUCCUCACCAAAGGAGAGGACCAGCUAGACUUCACGUACAUCUCAGCCCAAGAGGAAAUGAGGCGCUCGCCUGAUCAAGACCCAUUGGUCCCUCACCAUAUUGGCGAUAUCUCCUCAGAUGUCACCUAUUACGUGUACCUAGCUCGGAGGACUCCUAAAGAGAUGCUGUGCUUGCGUGUGCGUCCCAGAUGGGUACCCGAAGAAUAUCCCGUUUCCAUGGAGAAGAUGUAUAUCUGGUCACCUGACGAAUGUAUACCAGAGUUUUUCAUCGAUACGACCAUUUUCAAGUCUAUCCAUUCUGACCUCUCUGACCUCCAGCUGCCGAGGUGGGCGGAGUCUCCGGAAGAUUUUAUACGAUAUCAUCGCAAUGUACUAGAGGGUGACGCUGUGUCCGCCCAGUUACAUCACUGGAUUGACCUCGUAUUUGGCUACAAGCUGACUGGACACGACGCCAUUAAAGCCAAGAAUGUGUACCUGUCAGUGGUUGAUAAGCACAAGAAUCCCACCAACUCUGGCAUUGUACAGCUGUUCAAGUCUUCACACCCAAAGAGAACAGUUAGUUCCAGUGCUCCGUUCAUCCUACAAGAGUGGUCGUCGUAUCUUAACAAGAGCUCUGUGAGUAACGUAGCCUCCUUCCCUAUAGAACAGGCCACACCCCUCACACCUUCACUCUCGAGCAAAGAGGGGGGGGCAAGCAAAGAACCUAAAACACUCGAGUCAAUCCUGAACCAGGAGUCAGCCAAGAAACGCGCGCGACCAGAAAAGGAUGGCGACAAUGUGCCAUUUCAAGGGCAAGAGAAUCAAGAGGAGGAAUUUUAUGGCUCUUUUGAGCAUGUGAAUGUGCCUGACUUGAACUCCACCAAAGCCAGCACUGCUUCAUCUGCUAGUAUUGAUACUGGUGCAAAGGAAUUUCCCGAGAAGGUCAUGCCGGGUUUAAAGGUCAGAGGUAACAGUGUUGUGUUGCCUGGUAAUUACCAACCAAGGUUCCGUCUACCUGUUGUGAAUCGUAUUAUACGUCAGCGAAGACCUACGUUGGGCGAGGAGCACGUGUACGACUGGCAGGGAGGGGAAGUGUCGCUACCCAAGGAGGCUCAUUUGUUAGACAGGCUCACACGACUCGAGGAACUGAGCCACUUUGUGAGCAAGUCCUGUAAGGAUGAGGGACAGCUGUUUCUCCCCCAGGCAGCGACUACUACUGUGGAGAAGGAUUGUCAUGUGACUAGUGAAUGCCCUGCCUCCCGAGUGCAGGGGGCAUUGGAGCGGCUGGUGGGGGGAGACCCCUCUCAUUACCCCUCGUUUGAGGAGAGGGUGGGGCUUGAUGUCACAGCUGCCGUGUGCACUGUCGUACAGCUGUGCUGCAUGCGUCAACUCAGAGCUGCUAUUCCUAUUAACGCCCCCCUCCAAAAGAGAGUGGGCAUCAUCAAGAAACUACUCAAGAGCGGUCAACUGAAACUACCCUCUUUCCUACUUGGUCUUGUGGAGUUUGUGCUCUCUCCGGACAUGGCCUCCUCCACACCCGUCACACACCUCCCAAGCCUCACACCCUCACUCCUCCUCCAACCUUUCCUGCCCGUUAUCCCAUUUCCCACGUACUUUGACCCUCUCUAUAAGUUCAUCUACCACCUGGAGCAGUUGCUACGGGAUACCACUUUCGGACAAAUGACGUUUAACUUUCAGCGUCUCAAACACAUCACUUUGCCCACACACAACCAAGAACAACUGGACCGCCUCCUGGAACUCAUUUCUGCUGACCUCGGCAGUUUAUUGGGUGUCAUAAGCAACGAGGGGUUUCCCCUACUCUUGCUACAUCUCUUCCCAUUCUUUACACACCCGGACACUUCGUUUGAUGCCAUUUUCUCGUUCCUGGACCCCCUGGCCCGGCGCAUGGGACGCAGGAAUGUGGAGCGGCUAUUCUCCCUCCCACUCAUUCACCUGUUUGACACUGCCACACCCCCUCAUCAGCGAGCACGUCUCCUCUGUCGUACCACCGCCCACAUGCUCAUCGGGAGAUUUGGUUUGAGCGCUUUCAUUGGUCGCUUCCUCGGCUUCUAUCUCGAGGCGAUUCUGGAGCCCCUUCGAAUGACCAACACAAAACCUAUCAAACGACUUAAUAACAAGAUUAUGCGUAUGGCUUCUCAGAGUAUACUCACUUUAGAGAUGAUGCAAUCACAAGCUUUUGAAAGUGGGCGGACAAGAAAUACUGACCUGUCAUUUAGUAUGGCGUUAUCGGAUGGUCGCCAUGGUUUCGAUACGGAGAAAGAGUAUGAGUCAAGCAACGAAUCGGAUGAUGAGUUGGGGCCUGAAGCAUCUAUCCUCGCUAAGGCCACCACCAUGUACGCUGCUCCAGUGGGUGGGGUUAACGAUACUGACUCCUCCCUCCUCACACCCCUCACUGUCAUCACAGAACACACUACCCUCACACCCGCCCCCUCAUCUCCAGACAAAUCCCCACACACGGACCUACUUCAACCAUCACGGAGUGUGGAAGAUGUGAGGGCAGAUAAACCAGACAGUAGACCUACCUCGCCCACCCCCCUUUACGAUGGCUUUCUCACUACAUCGAUUGUGAGCGAAGCUUUUGAGGGAUACAGAGAUAUCCGAUCUGACUCGUUUGGUGGGCGGAGCUCCGUGGGUGACACUAGGGACGAGGUCGUGUCAUCAGAGGAGGAGGAGGAGGAGGAGCUUCCUAUUGGGGAGAGUGUGUUCCCAGCAGCCGAGUGUGAUCCUGUUACCACGGCAGUGAAUGCUCGUAUUGCUGAGCUGGCAGCUGACUCCGUGUGCUGGUUGAUGAGGCGACUUGGUCCAAUAUUGUCCACUCAGCAUAUUGUCAAACCACUACUGGAUGGAUUGCACAGGUGUUUCUCUGGAGUGCUGCACACUGGAGGAGGUAGUCAGUUCCCAGUCCUCAAGUGCCUCUCAUUCUUUGCCGAGACCUACGGAGAAGAUGUCAUUCUAAAGUUAUACCUAUCUCGAGCUGAGAGCAUGGUGGGCUCUGCCACUAGUCGCAUGACCAGUAAGAGUGAGGCUGGAGUAGCUGCUUCCCUGGCCCUCGUGAGGAUAGCCAUACGACAACUCACACACACCACACUGCAGUUCAUCGGCAAGGACUUGUGUGACAACUACUUCCUCCCACUCAUCCAGCUGCUCUCCUCACAGACCACCUUCCCUAGUGGGGGGGCGGGACGAUCAGCCGUGUGCCGCUCAAUGGUGGACCUCCUGCUGAGUCUGGGCGAGCGCCUCGGACGUGAGGAAGCCAUCAAUGUGCUCACUGACACGCUUCAAGGAUUUUUCUCAUGUUUCAGCAGUGUCCAUAGCAACGAAGAGGAGACACAGCUCUGGGGAACACCACACAAUAGACUAGAAAUCAAGAAUGGUCUCCCGGACAAGAGUCAAAGAGUGGCAGCUGAUGAUCUGUUUGAUAUCUCCAACACGCCCACCAGUUCCAGUCCCAUCAUUAGGCCAGGGGAGCUCGCCCACUCAAACAAUGUCGUCCCCACCCCCGUGGAUAUACACCCCCUCACUGCAGAGCCUAUUGGUCACCACGACAACUCGUCAACGGACAAGCUCUUGGCGUCAGAGUCGUAUCAACAACUGUGUGCCACAUUCUCCCAGGCCAUGGCUCACGCUGGCUACAUACCUCUCUGCAGGUUGCUAGGGCAGGUUCAACUCAACAGUAAGCUGCUCAAUACGGACCUCAUUGAGUACAUAGCUUACAAGCACGACAAUGAGGAUCAGACCACCACCCUCCCCAGGGCUCUAGCCGAUCAACCAGAUCAUGAGGAGUCUGAGCUUUCCUCGCCCAUCGGAUCUGACUCAGACGAAGACGUUAAUUUCAAUGCCAUGAGAAGGGUGGGACCUGUUGCCGCGGUGACAGACUUGGGGGCGGAUCAAGCUGAGUUGCAACGGACGGUGUGGUUCGUUGAUCUCGAGGAAGAGGAUAUUGCAGCCAUCACUCCUCUGCCGCAACCCUCGGAGAAGCCUCCUCUGACCCUCUCCUCUGCUGAUGCCCCGCCCACUCGACCAGAUUCUAUUAGUUACAGGGAGGCAUUAUUCGAGGCCAAGUUUUCAUCAUUCUCCCAGCCCACCACGGUCUCGCUAGACACGCCCCUCGCUACCGUAGGAAAGGGUGUGGCUAAUAUGAUUGCGGGGGCAGCCACGAUAGCCACACCCACUCUGGGAAAGAUGGACGAUAAUGACUUGACGUUAAAGGGGGCGUGGUCAACACAAUGGGAGCGGCAACUGCAAAGAUCUGUGCACAGUCGUGAUGGCUUCAGGCACUUCAGAGGAGUAAAGCUCCAGACAUUCACAGGUCAUCGCAAUAUUGUGAGGUCAUUGGCCGUAUCGGAUAGUGAGAGCUUCUUUGUGAGUGCUAGUAAAGACAAGACGGCCAAGGUCUGGAAGUUGGGUAACUAUGGCGAUGGAGAUGGGACGACCAUGCCUAGUCUGACAUACAAUGGGCACUCUAAGACAGUGUUGGGGGUGGAAUUACUGGAGGGGCUGGGUCAGGUCGUGUCAUGUGAUGGGGCAGCACAUGUGUGGGAUGUGGAGAGUGGCUAUUGUGUGCACCAGUUCCAACCCUCACACGGCACACUCUUCACAGCACUCGCUGCACAGUCCUCGUCACAGCCUCUCAUUGCCAUGGCUACCAGUGACCUCCAGCUGAGGUACUAUGAUGUGCGCACACUGGCCCCCCUGCAGACCUGGAAGCUGCAGUUUCCCACUGGAGGGACCAUUCGUUAUCUCGCCUCUGCCGAGAACUGGAUCGCCGUGGGCAACCACAAUGGACACAUCAACACACUCGACGUACGUACCGGCGAGCUGCUGUCGUCAUGGAAACCAUCAGACUUCUAUCCUAACCCAUAUUCGUUUACUCUGAACCCUGCUAAGGCCACCUCAUGGAAUGACAAUAUGCAUCAGCUACGAUCCACUCAGCGGGGUAACCUAGUAACCAGUGUCGGACAGGGGCUGUUGUCGCUAUGGAGACCAAGCUACGGGAAGUUGCUCCACCCACUCAAGUGCCCCGCCUACCCAGUGCAGUGUGUGGAGGUGUGUGGGGAUCAGCUCAUCUCUGUGUCCAACAACGGACACCUGGUCGUGCAUGAGGGCUUCGAAACCAGCGAUGGCCGUGCUAAUCAUGUCAUGAGGGUACGAAACAGAGGCCUGUCGUCCAUGGCAACGCUCCCUGAGAACAAGAUGCUGUUACUAGGAAUGGACAUUGGAACCAUAUCUCUACUGGCCUAGAUCACACGCAAUCAUGUGUAUGAAAACACACUGCUAAAUUUUUACUUUCAUUGUCGAAAACUGCUCUAGUUUAUUUGAUUCUUAACCAAUAAUACAGGUAUUUUGUGUGUUUCAAGUGUGACAGUUUAACUAAUUAUUCAAUAUUUCGUCAAGUGGAA
Messenger RNA from Halichondria panicea, 6672 nucleotides. RefSeq names its product WD repeat-containing protein 81-like. Bases 35 to 6514 code for a protein of 2159 amino acids. The transcript is spliced from 20 exons. Lineage: Eukaryota; Metazoa; Porifera; Demospongiae; Suberitida; Halichondriidae. The record is from RefSeq and is a predicted model, not a curated record. Gene Ontology annotation, molecular function: protein binding.